CUGCCUAAAGAAUCAAAAGGAGAUGUGUCGAGUCAGAAAGCAGGCUUCAAGAGAAAUGAGGAGAUGAGAGCGAUGGAGGUGCUUCCCAUCCUCAAAGAGAAAGUAGCCUUCCUGUCAGGUGGAAGAGACCGACGUGGUGGCCCAGUAUUAACGUUUCCCUCACGCAGCAACCACGACAGAAUACGAACGGAUGACCUGAGGAGGCUGAUCGCCUACCUCGCCGGGAUUCCCAGCGAGGAGGUGUGCAAGCAUGGCUUCACGGUCAUCGUUGACAUGCGUGGCUCCAAGUGGGACAGCAUCAAGCCUUUGCUGAAGAUCCUGCAGGAGUCCUUCCCGUCCUGCAUCCACGUAGCCCUCAUCAUCAAACCGGAUAACUUCUGGCAGAAGCAGAGGACCAACUUCGGCAGCUCUAAGUUUGAAUUCGAGACCACCAUGGUGUCGUUAGAGGGCUUGACAAAAGUCGUGGACCCCUCCCAGCUGACGUCUGACUUCGACGGCAGCCUGGACUACAACCAUGAAGAGUGGAUUGAGGUCCGCGUGGCGUUUGAGGAGUUCUCCGGUCAUGCCACUCAAAUGUUGACUCGACUUGAGGAGAUGCAGGAAACCGUGUCAAGGAAGGAUUUCCCCAAAGACUUGGAGGGAGCAAGGCGAAUGAUAGAAGAACACGCCGCGCUGAAGAAAAAGAUUAUAAAAGCACCGAUAGAAGAGCUGGAUACUGAGGGACAGAGGUUGCUUCAGAGGAUUCAGUGCAGCGAGUCCUUUUUGAACCGUAAUAGCAGCAGUGGUGGGGGUGGAGGUGGUGGUGGCACCGGCAGUAGCAGCGGUGGUGUUUGUAACCCCGACACCCAGGGCCUGGUGCCGCGGAUCACGCAGCUGCUGGACAAGCUGCACUCCACCCGGCAGCGGCUGCACCAGACCUGGCACGUCCGCAAGCUGCAGCUGGACCAGUGCUUUCAGCUUCGCCUGUUUGAACAGGACGCAGAGAAGAUGUUUGACUGGAUCAUGCACAACAAGGGUUUGUUUCUGGCAAGCUACACAGAGAUUGGCAACAACCACCCCCACGCUGUGGAGCUGCAAACCCAGCAUAACCACUUUGCUAUGAACUGCAUGAAUGUGUAUGUGAACAUUAAUCGGAUCGUGUCAGUGGGCAGCCGGCUGCUGGAAUCGGGUCACUACGCCUCUCAGCAGAUUAAGCAGAUCUCAGGUCAGCUGGAGCAGGAGUGGAAGGCCUUCGCUGCGGCGCUGGAUGAACGUAGCACACUGUUAGAGAUGUCGGCGAGCUUCCACCAGAAAUGUGACCAGUACAUGAGUAAUGUGGACUCGUGGUGUAAAGCGUGCGGCGAGGUGGACCUGCCCUCUGAGCUGCAAGACCUGGAAGAUGCAAUCCACCAUCACCAAGGCCUUUAUGAACACAUCACUGCUGCCUACUCUGAGGUGAGCCAAGAUGGAAAAGCCCUGUUGGACAAGCUUCAACGACCUUUGACCCCAGGCAGCACCGACUCGCUGACAGCAUCAGCUAACUACUCCAAAGCGGGGCACCAUGUCCUCGACAUCAUCCACGAGGUGCUGCAUCACCAGAGACAGCUAGAAAACAUCUGGCAGCACCGAAAGGUGCGGCUGCACCAGCGGCUGCAGCUCUGUGUCUUUCAGCAGGACGUCCAGCAGGUUUUGGACUGGAUAGAAAACCACGGCGAGGCCUUCCUCAGCAAACACACGGGGGUGGGAAAGUCCCUCCAUCGAGCCCGAGCUCUUCAAAAACGCCAUGAAGACUUUGAGGAAGUGGCACAGAACACGUACACCAAUGCCGACAAGCUCCUGGAGGCGGCCGAGCAGCUGGCCCAGACGGGAGAGUGCGACCCAGAGGAGAUCUACCAGGCUGCCCACCAGCUCGAAGACCGAAUCCAGGACUUCGUUCGCCGCGUGGAGCAGCGCAAAGUCCUGCUGGACAUGUCUGUUGCCUUCCACACGCACGUCAAAGAGCUGUGGACGUGGCUGGAGGAGCUGCAGAAGGAGCUGCUGGACGACGUUUACGCCGAGUCCGUGGAGGCCGUCCAGGAUCUGAUCAAACGCUUCGGCCAGCAGCAGCAGACCAUGCUGCAGGUCAACGUCAACGUCAUCAAGGAGGGGGAGAACCUCAUCCAGCAGCUCAGGGACUCUGCCAUCUCCAGCAACAAGACACCCCACAACAGCUCCAUCAACCACAUCGAGAGCGUCCUCCAGCAGCUGGACGAGGCCCAGGCCCAGAUGGAGGAGCUCUUCCAGGAGAGAAAGAUCAAACUGGAGCUUUUCCUGCAGCUCCGCAUCUUCGAGAGGGAUGCCAUCGAUAUCAUCUCUGACCUGGAGUCCUGGAACGAGGAGCUGACGGGUCAGCUGAACGACUUCGACACCGAGGACCUGACGCUGGCCGAGCAGAAGCUUCAGCACCACGCCGACAAAGCCCUCACCAUGAACAACCUCACCUUCGACGUCAUCCACCAGGGCCAGGAGCUGCUGCAGUACGUCAAUGAAGUCCAGGCCUCUGGCGUGGAGCUGUUGUGUGAUCGGGACGUGGACAUGGCCACGCGGGUCCAGGACUUGCUGGAGUUCCUUCACGAGAAGCAGCAGGAGCUGGAUGUGGCGGCUGAGCAGCACCGCAGACACCUGGAGCAGUGCGUCCAGCUGAGACACCUGCAGGCUGAAGUCAAGCAGGUUCUGGGUUGGAUACGAAACGGCGAGUCGAUGCUGAACGCUGGUCUGAUCACAGCCAGCUCCCUGCAGGAAGCCGAACAGCUGCAGAGAGAACAUGAACAGUUUCAACAUGCCAUCGAGAAAACCCAUCAGAGCGCCCUGCAGGUCCAGCAGAAGGCAGAGGCUCUGCUCCAGGCCAACCAUUACGACAUGGAUCUGAUCCGAGACUGCGCAGAGAACGUGGCGUCUCACUGGCAGCAGCUGAUGCUGAAGAUGGAGGACCGACUCAAGCUGGUCAACGCCUCCGUGGCCUUCUACAAAACCUCAGAGCAGGUGUGCAGCGUGCUGGAGAGCCUGGAGCAGGAGUACAAGAGGGAGGAGGACUGGUGCGGAGGAGCUGACAAACUGGGACCCAACUGUGAGACGGAGCACGUCACCCCCAUGAUCAGCAAGCACCUGGAGCAGAAGGAGGCGUUUCUCAAGGCGUGCACUCUGGCCAGAAGGAAUGCAGAUGUUUUCCUCAAGUACAUGCACCGAAACAGCGUCAACAUGCCGGGGCUGCUGAGUCACGUCAAGGCGCCAGAGCAGCAGGUUAAAAACAUCCUCAACGAGUUGUUACAGAGAGAGAACCGGGUUCUGCACUUCUGGACUAUGAGGAAACGCCGGCUGGAUCAGUGUCAGCAGUACGUUGUGUUUGAACGCAGCGCCAAACAGGCUUUGGAGUGGAUUCACGACACCGGAGAGUUUUAUUUGUCCACACACACGUCCAUUGGCUCCAGCAUCCACCACACACAGGAGCUCCUGAAGGAGCAUGAGGACUUCCAUAUCACAGCUAAGCAAACCAAGGAGCGCGUAAAGUUGCUCAUCCAGCUGGCUGACGGCUUCUGUGAGAAAGGCCACAGCCACGCCGCUGACAUCAAAAAAUGGGUGACCGCUGUCGACAAGCGCUACCGAGACUUCUCCUUACGGAUGGACAAGUACCGCUGCAGCCUGGAGAAAGCCCUGGGCAUCCCCUCGGACUCUAAUAAGGCAAGUAAAGACCUUCAGCUGGACAUCAUCCCGGCCACAGCUCCCGGGUUAGAGGUCAAGCUGAGAGAAGCUGCAGCGCACGAGAUGAACGAGGAAAAGCGCAAGUCUGCACGCAGAAAAGAGUUCAUCAUGGCAGAGCUGAUUCAGACAGAAAAGGCCUACGUGCGCGACCUGCGCGAGUGCAUGGAUACGUACCUGUGGGAGAUGACCAGUGGAGUUGAGGAGAUUCCUCCAGGAAUCAUCAACAAGGAGCACAUCAUCUUUGGAAACAUGCAAGACCUCUUCGACUUCCACCACAGCAUUUUCCUCAAAGAGUUGGAGAAAUAUGAGCAGCUGCCGGAGGAUGUUGGCCAUUGCUUCGUCACAUGGGCUGACAAGUUCCAGAUGUACGUGAACUACUGUAAGAACAAACCAGACUCCACGCAGCUCAUAUUGGAGCAUGCUGGAAACUACUUUGAUGAAAUCCAACAACGGCACCGACUGGCCAACUCCAUCUCCUCCUAUCUGAUCAAACCAGUGCAGAGAAUCACAAAGUAUCAGCUCCUGCUGAAGGAGCUGCUGACGUGCUGCGAAGAAGGUAAAGGAGAGAUUAAAGACGGUCUGGAGGUGAUGCUCAGUGUUCCCAAGAGAGCCAACGACGCCAUGCAUCUCUCCAUGCUGGACGGAUUUGAUGAAAACAUCGAGUCGCAGGGCGAGCUCAUUCUCCAGGACUCAUUCCAGGUCUGGGAUCCAAAGACUUUGAUCCGUAAGGGUCGGGAGCGCCACCUCUUCCUCUUUGAGAUGUCUCUUGUCUUCAGCAAAGAGGUGAAGGACUCGAACGGCAGGAGCAAAUACAUCUACAAGAGUAAACUUUUUACUUCGGAGUUGGGAGUAACGGAACAUGUUGAAGGAGACCCAUGUAAGUUUGCUUUAUGGGUGGGACGCACACCAACCAACGACAACAAGAUUGUGCUCAAGGCGUCCAAUAUAGAGAACAAACAGGACUGGAUAAAGCACGUCAGGGAGGUGAUCCAGGAGCGCACCAUUCACCUGAGAGGGGCGCUCAAAGAGCCCAUUCACAUUCCCAAAGCAACUACAGCCAAGCACCACAAGGGUCGAAGGGAUGGAGAGGACCUGGACAGUCAGGGUGAAGGCAGCAGCCAACCGGACACCAUCUCUCUGGCGUCUCGCACCUCUCAGAACACACUGGACAGCGACAAACUCUCCGGCGGCUGCGAGCUGACUGUAGUGAUUCAUGACUUCAUGGCCAGCAAUAGCAAUGAGCUGACAGUGAGGCGCGGCCAGACGGUGGAGGUUCUGGAGCGGUGUCAUGACAAGCCCGACUGGUGCCUGGUCAGGACGACGGACCGCUCGCCAGCCCAGGAGGGCUUGGUUCUCUGUUCCAUGCUCUGCAUCGCCCACUCCAGGUCUUCCAUGGAGAUGGAGGGCAUCUUCAAUCACAAAGACACUUUGUCAGUGUGCAGCAAUGACUCCAUUAUGCCAGGUUCUUCUGCUACGCUCCAGCCGGGCCAUGGUAUCGGCUCUCACAGCUCACCGGGGCCGAAACGACCAGGUAACACGCUUCGUAAGUGGCUCACCAGCCCGGUGCGCCGGCUGAGCAGCGGCAAGGCAGACGGCCACGUAAAGAAGCUCGCCCAGAAGCAUAAGAAGAGCCGUGAGGUGAGGAAGAGCGGGGAGAUGACGAUGGGCUUCCAGAAAGACUCUGACGACAGCGCCGCAACUCCUCAAGACGAAACUCUGGAGGAGAGGGUUCGUAACGAGGGCCUGUCCAGUGGUACGUUGUCCAAGUCCAGUUCCUCAGGCAUGCAGAGCUGCGGAGAGGAAGAGGGCGAGGAGGGUGCUGACUCCGUACCGCUGCCUCCACCCAUGGCCAUCCAGCAGCACAGCCUGCUGCAGCCGGACUCACAGGACGACAAGACAUCUUCUCGUCUGUCUGUCCGUCCGUCCAGUUCAGAGACGCCUAGCGCCGCUGAGUUGGUGAGCGCCAUCGAGGAGUUGGUCAAAAGCAAGAUGGCUCUGGAGGACCGACCCAGCUCUCUGUCUGUGGAGCAGGGGGACAGCAGCUCUCCCUCCUUCAACCCCUCUGAUAACUCCCUCCUGUCCUCCUCCUCACCCAUAGAAGAGGUGGAUGAACGCCGGGCUAGCAUCCUCAAAAGAAGACAUCAUGUCCUGUUAGAGCUGGUAGACACAGAGCGAGAGUACGUCAGAGACCUCAGCCUCCUGGUGGAGGGCUACAUGAGCAGGAUGAAGGAGGAGGGCGUUCCUGAUGACAUGAAGGGGAAAGAUAAAAUUGUGUUUGGAAACAUCCAUCAGAUCUACGAUUUUCACAAAGAUUUCUUUCUCAGGGAGUUGGAGAAAUGUUUAGAAGACCCCGACAGACUGGGCCCACUUUUUCUCAAACAGGAACGGAGGUUACACAUGUACGUAAUCUACUGUCAAAACAAGCCUAAGUCUGAGCUCAUCGUGUCGGAGUACAUCGACACCUUCUUUGAGGAUCUGAAGCAGCGACUGGGACACAGACUGCUGAUCACAGAUCUGCUCAUCAAGCCCGUCCAACGGAUCAUGAAAUACCAGCUGCUGCUCAAGGACUUUCUCAAACAUUCAAAAAAGGCCGGGAUAGAUCCUCCAGAUUUAGAGAAAGCGGUGGAGGUCAUGUGCAUUUUGCCAAAAAGGUGUAACGACAUGAUGAACGUGGGCCGACUUCAGGGAUUUGAUGGGAAGAUUGUGGCUCAGGGUCGCCUUUUGCUUCAGGACACGUUUCUGGUGUCUGACCCAGAGGGCGGUCCACUCGGCCGAAUGAAGGAGAGGAGAGUGUUCCUGUUCGAACAGCUCGUCAUCUUCAGCGAGCCCCUGGAUAAGAAGAAGGGUUUCUCUCUGCCGGGCUUUCUUUACAAGAACAGCAUCAAGGUGAGCUGCUUGGGUCUGGAGGAGAGUGUGGAAGGUGAUCCCUGUAAGUUCAUCCUCACUUCUCGGUCACCCAGCAGCACCGUGGAGUCCUUCGUGCUUCACUCCUCCCAUCCAGGCGUGUGUGACGUUUGGACCCUUCAGAUCAGCCAGAUGAUCGAGAGCCAACGCAACUUCCUCAACGAGUAUCAGAGGAACCAUGUGGGGGCCAGCGAUAGCCCGUGCCUGACGUCCUUGGGUGCUCCAUGUGGGGGCGGUGGCAGUACAUCCCCUGUAGUUGGAAGUGAAAACAACCAGAGCAGCUCCGUCCCGUCAGGACUCCAGACUGGCUCCCGUCGGCCUUCCAGGAUUCCACAACCCUCCCGUUUGCCUCAACCCCUACGCCACCAGCCCGGGGCCGACCCAGAGGGCCCCAACAAGACAUUAGGUUCAUCCCCUCGUCCCGUCCCUCCUCCCCUGUUUCCUUCAGGGGGGAAUCCGCAAGGCAAGCAUCCGUCCCUGACCCCAGAGGACCCCUCACAGACCCCCACUCUUACCAGCACUGUUAACCCUAUUCCUCAUGCCAAUGUUGGGCCUCUGCCCUCCACACCAACUUCCAAAGCACGGCCAGGAGCCGUGUCUCCCAUCGCCUCACCACUGGCCACCCCCGCCUUUGGAAAAGAUGCCCUCCCUCCUCCCCCUCCUAGUCCAGGCCAAAAGUCUGGGUCUGGAUUUUGGAGCUCCAUGCCGGGCUCUCCAGCCAGCCGGCCUGGUUCAUUCACCUUUCCUGGGGAGGCAGGAGAGACUUCAGUCCGACAGAACUCAAACCAGAUCUCAGCUGGUUCUGGGAAUCAAACCCAUAGGCACUCCACACACAGCAAGGACGCCGAUCGUAUGAGUACAUGCUCAUCAACCAGUGAGCAGUCCAUCCAAUCCACCCAGAGUAACGGGAGUGAAAGUAGCAGCAGCAGUAGCGUAUCCACCAUGUUGGUGACCCAGGACUACAUGGCUGUGAAGGAGGACGAGAUCAGCGUUUUUCAGGGUGAAGUGGUCCAGAUCUUGGCCAGCAACCAGCAAAACAUGUUUCUGGUGUUCAGGGCAGCUACUGAGCAGGGCCCCGCCGCCGAGGGCUGGAUCCCCGGAUUUGUGCUGGGACACACCUCAGCCAUUGUCCCCGACUGCUCUGAGGGACCCAUAAAGAAAUCUUCAUCUUGGCACACGUCUCUGCGUAUCCGCAAGAAGUCUGAGAAAAAGGAGAAGGAGGUGAAAAAGGAGACCAAGCUGGAAAAUGGUUACAGGAAGUCCAGAGAUGGACUGGCUACUAAAGUUUCUGUAAAGCUUCUAAAUCCAAACUACAUCUACGAUGGCCCCCCAGAGUUUCUCGUUCCUCUGAGUGAUGUGACGUGUGACAACGGCGAGAGCGUCACCUUGAGAUGUAAGGUCUGUGGUCGACCUCGCGCCACGGUCACCUGGAGAGGACCUAACCAAAGCAACCUCGCUCACAAUGGACACUUCAGCCUCGCCUACAGUGAUGCGGGUGAAGCGACGCUGCGGAUCAUCGGCGCAGCCUCUGAGGAUGAUGGUGUUUACACUUGCAUUGCUACUAACGAACUUGGCACUGUGACGACGUCUGCUAGCCUCAGAGUUUUGGCUGUGUCCACUGAUGGGCGCCGAGUCAGCUGGAAGGAUAACUUUGAGUCUCACUACACUGAGGUGGCUGAACUUGGAAGGGGUCGUUUCUCCGUCGUCAAGCGCUGCGAUCACCGCGGCACCAAACGUACGGUCGCCGUUAAACACGUGAACAAGAAGCUGAUGAAGAGAGACCGGGUGACCCAGGAGCUCAACCUGCUGCAGAGGCUCCAGCACCCGCACCUCGUGAGCCUGGUCGACACGUUUGAAACCUCCAGCAGCUACGCUCUGGUCCUGGAGAUGGCUGAGCAGGGCCGACUGCUUGACUACAUCGUUAGCUGGGGGAAUCUGACAGAAGAGAAGGUCGCCUGCUACCUGAGGAACGUUUUAGAAGCUUUACAUUACUUGCACAACUGCAGAAUUGUACAUCUGGAUGUAAAACCUGAGAACCUGCUGGUCUCCCACAGCUCCAGCGGCCAGCCGACAGUCAAAGUCACGGACUUCGGUGACGCCGUGCAGCUGAACAGCGCCCACUACAUCCACCCUCUCCUGGGCAGCCCCGAGUUCGCCCCCCCAGAGCUGGUUCUGGGAGAUCCCGUGUCGCUGACCUCUGACCUGUGGAGUCUCGGCGUGGUGACCUACGUGCUGCUGAGCGGCGCCUCCCCCUUCCUGGACGAGAGCGCAGAGGAAACCUGCCUGAACAUCUGCAAGUUGGACUUCAGCUUCCCCAGGGAUUACUUCCAGGGGGUCAGCCAGGCGGCCCGGGACUUCGUGUGCCUGCUCCUCCGCUCCGACCCCAGCAGGAGACCACCGGCUGGGCUCUGCCUCCAGGAACCGUGGCUGCAGGCCGGCCCGGGUGACGGGCGGGUCCGAGCGGAGGGCUGCCUGGACACGGCGCGCCUCAUUUCCUUCAUCGACAGGAGGAAACACCAGACGGACGCGCGGCCCAUCGGAGGCGUCCGGAGCUUCAUUCAAAGUCGCCUUCAGUCUCCAGUUUGAGCGAGUCCCCCCACCCCCCGCUGAUCUCGUCCUCCUUCCAGUCCGAAGCGAUUCAGAGCCCUCUGAACAUCCUGCCUCACCAACCUCGUCUGCUGCUGCUUGCUAGUUUUAACUCAAAUUUUCUAUCAAAACGAACAAAGUAACUUAUUUUCCGUGGCGUCCAGCCCGAGUCGAGGAGCGCUCUGAGAACUUGGAGGAGCCGUGACGCCAGCAGAGCGAGCACUUCCUGUUUGUUUAUCCCACCUGUCCGUCCUUUUCCACUGAAGCUGCGCUGGAGCUGCAGCACGGACGAGUCUGAGUCCACCUCUGCAAACAGAACAAACAAGGUUUCGUCCAACAUUUACCCCCCCCCCC
Molecule: messenger RNA, 9561 nt
Organism: Nematolebias whitei (Rio pearlfish)
Lineage: Eukaryota; Metazoa; Chordata; Actinopteri; Cyprinodontiformes; Rivulidae
Gene: trioa
Product: trio Rho guanine nucleotide exchange factor a
Exons: 61
Coding region: 64-9207 (3047 amino acids)
Biological process (GO): protein phosphorylation
Cellular component (GO): cytoplasm
Molecular function (GO): guanyl-nucleotide exchange factor activity; protein binding; protein kinase activity
Source: RefSeq, a predicted model, not a curated record